This is a messenger RNA of Exserohilum turcica Et28A, 1128 nucleotides long. RefSeq lists its product as uncharacterized. The coding region runs from base 24 to 1010 and encodes 328 amino acids. Gene Ontology annotation, cellular component: cytosol; nucleus. Gene Ontology annotation, biological process: endoplasmic reticulum unfolded protein response; protein deubiquitination. The record is from RefSeq and is a predicted model, not a curated record. The transcript has a single exon. Gene Ontology annotation, molecular function: cysteine-type deubiquitinase activity. NCBI's taxonomy places the organism in Eukaryota, Fungi, Ascomycota, Dothideomycetes, Pleosporales, Pleosporaceae.
CGCCACUCCAGGCCUCUCUCGCCAUGCCGAUCCGCAUCCGGUUGCGAGCCCCCAACGGCACCCAUACCGUUUCCCUCGACGACGAUGCCGCCGUCUCCGAUCUCCUUUCUUCUAUCAGCGACAAGACGGAACUGCCGCUGUUCGAGCUGAAAUGGAACCAUCCUCCCCAGCCGCUGGAUCCUUCGCUAUACGGCAUGUCGACGCUUUUGAAAGACAUCGACCUCAAGCUCAAUGGCGCUUCCAUCAUCGUCAUUGGAAAGGCCACAGGCGAUCCAAGCGAGCGAAAAGCAGAGCACGAGCUUCAGUCGGCUACAUCGCAGUCGGCGCCUCUAUCUCUCCAGCGAAAACAGAACUCGGCGCUCAAGGACACUCCCGAAGUGCCCGUGCCCGAGCGCGCUGGCACCAUGGUCUUGAGAGUGAUGCCGGACGACAACUCGUGCAUGUUCCGGGCAGUUGGAAGCGCCGUUCUUUCCGACUCUCUCGAUGGCAUGACCGAGCUCAGAUCGAUGGUCGCACAGGCUAUACAACGAGACCCCGAGCAGUACAAUGAAGCAAUCUUACAGCGAUCACCCGACGAGUACUGUAAAUGGAUCUCGUAUUCGGACUCGUGGGGUGGCGGUAUCGAACUCAGCAUUCUCUCUCAGGAGUUCGACAUUGAAAUUGCGAGCGUAAACGUGCAGGACAACCGAGUAGAUCGCUUCAACGAGGGCAGGCCACGCCGCUGUAUCCUGGUAUAUUCUGGCAUCCAUUACGACACCAUCGCUCUCGUCCCCAACGGCGUUCCCGCUCAGGACCCCUCGCAGGACAUUAAGCUUUUUGACGCCAACGACGACGUUAUCCUCGAAGCCGCGAAGGAGCUUUGUCGCCAACUCCAGAAACAGCACUACUUCACCGACACCCAAAAGUUCGAUAUCAAGUGCAACACAUGUGGCUGGAAGGGAGCCGGAGAGCGUGGAGCGAUUCAACACGCAACAGAAACGGGACACAGUGAUUUUGGCGAGGCAAAAUAGGUAUGCAAGUACAAGUAUAAUUUACAAAUUAGAGAAGGGAGUGGGUACAGCCGCAGUUAUGAGUAGGAUACAAGCACUUAUAUGAUAUAUAAUAUACCCAUGAGACGUGCUGGUUCAG